This is a messenger RNA of Phytophthora infestans T30-4, 1284 nucleotides long. Its product is annotated as D-lactate dehydrogenase, putative. The transcript has 8 exons. Gene Ontology annotation, cellular component: mitochondrion. The coding region runs from base 1 to 1284 and encodes 427 amino acids. NCBI's taxonomy places the organism in Eukaryota, Oomycota, Peronosporomycetes, Peronosporales, Peronosporaceae. Gene Ontology annotation, biological process: lactate catabolic process. The record is from RefSeq and is a predicted model, not a curated record. Gene Ontology annotation, molecular function: D-lactate dehydrogenase (NAD+) activity; D-lactate dehydrogenase (cytochrome) activity; FAD binding.
AUGUGGCGGCAUUUCGUACCGGUGUCGAGGUCUGCAUUGGUGCUGCCGCGCCAUAUUCAAGCACACGGGGGUGCAGUGUGCAACCGCCAGCAGAGCACACGCCGUGCUGCGUCACCUCAGACUAUCUUUGCGUUAAAGGAGCUGCUGGGAGACCGUCUGUCGACAGCUCGUUCCGUGCUAGAGGCGAGUUUCUCCUCAGUCGCUGGCGUGCAAUGUGGUGGAGGUGAUCAAAAUUUGUGCAGCGAACCGCACGCCGAUCAUCCCGUUUGGUGCUGGUACUUCGAUCGAGGGGCAUAUCUCAGCUGUUGCUGGUGGGGUGUCAAUCGAUUUCUCGACCGGCUGAGUAUGAGCGUCAAGGUGGAAGCCGGCGUCACGCGAGAACAGCUGAACGCCGACCUGCGUGCCACAGGUCUCAUGUUUCCUGUGGAUCCUGGGGCCAAUGCCACGAUUGGAGGAAUGGCUGCAACCAACGCCUCCGGAACGACGACAGUCAAAUAUGGUAACAUGAAGACGAACGUGCUGUCUUUGACUGCAGUCAUGGCCGACGGACGCAUCAUCAAGACAGGAUCCAAAGCGCGGAAAUCUUCAGCUGGAUACGAUCUCACACGUCUUUUAAUCGGUGCUGAAGGCACAUUGGCAAUUGUAACCGAGGUGGAACUUCGACUCAGUGGUGUUCCUGAGGCUGAGAAGGCUAUGAUCUGCUCGUUUGAUACGAUGAAGGACGCAAUCGACACGUGCACUACUGUCAUGCAGGUGGGGGUCCCUGUGGCUCGCAUGGAAAUGAUGGAUGAGAAUGUCGUCGCUGCGGCGAACAAAUACUCGAACCAGAAUAAUCCGCUGCGUCCUUCGCUGAUCAUUGAGCAUCAUGGCUCAGAAAGCGAAUUAGAGCAGCAGAGUAAUGCCGUACGAGAGAUCGCGCGGAACUUUGGCGCAAUGGGUAUCGAAGUAGCCUCGACUGUAGAAGAUCGGAAACGGCUCUGGAAUGGCAGACACUCUCUAUGGCACGCUGUUUUGAGCCAAGUUCCUGGGAGCCGUGGAUUCUCUGCUGACGUGGCCGUACCACUGUCGAAGCUUGCAGAUGCUGUCGUUGAGACCCAGCACGACUUGAAGAACUCGGAACAUCUCGGUAGAAUGAAAGCGUUUUCGCAUCGCCUGGUGAAACGAGCGUUGGCUUGCGGUGGGACUUGCACUGGUGAACAUGGCAUUGGCCUCGGCAAGAUGGAUUACCUGCCGAUGGAGCAUUUGAUUUCAUGUACGCAAUCAAGAAGGCUUUGGAUCCGCUAG